Messenger RNA from Syngnathus typhle (broad-nosed pipefish), 4231 nucleotides. RefSeq names its product gastrula zinc finger protein XlCGF57.1-like. NCBI's taxonomy places the organism in Eukaryota, Metazoa, Chordata, Actinopteri, Syngnathiformes, Syngnathidae. Bases 143 to 1948 code for a protein of 601 amino acids. The record is from RefSeq and is a predicted model, not a curated record. The transcript has 3 exons. Gene Ontology annotation, cellular component: nucleus.
CAGGAAGUAAACCGUGCGUGGUUGAAAUCCUCAAACAGAAGCGCGUCGCCUUCCAUUCGGCUGCAUCCGAUAAACACGCAACGUAUGUGGUGGCUCAGUAACAUUAGUUACACGACAACUGCAACGACGAAAGAGUGGGAAGAUGUCUGCAGGGACCACAGCAAAGUACGUGAAGGAAAAGGACCGCUGUUGUCGACGACUGGAACAUCUUUGGCUGCAGCCUUAUGUUGUGUUGCGCAGAGCAGACAUCAGUGAAGCUAUUCGUGCUAAGCAGGAGGAGCCGGACCGCACUCGCAUUAAAGAGGAAGAUGUGGGCAAGGAGGUCCACCACUUCAAUGAACAAAUGGAGCAGAAGUUUCUUUGCACUAUAAAAGAGGAGGAAGAGCCGGAGCGGCCUUGUCAGAAAGAGGACGGAGAGGACUCCUGCGACAUCAAAAAGGAGGAGGAAGAUACCUGCGAGAUGCAAUUGACUGGUGUACUUGUGAAGCGUUUAGAUGAGGCUCAACGUGAGGUGAGCAAAGGGGCGGAGCCUCCAAACUGCAGCUCAAGUCCACAUAUGACCAGAGAAGGUGAUGGAGACCACUGUGGGGAAUCACGAGCAGCUCCACCAUCAGAUAGUGAUGACGUGUUGUCACAUGUUCCUGCUGCUGCUGAUGAUGAUGACGACUCUCAAAACAAACACAAGCAAUGUUCUCACUGUGGAAUUUGUAUUGCUCAUAGCAGUAGUUUGAAACAACACAUGAGAAUGCACACAAGAAAGAAAAACUUUUCCUGUUCAGAUUGUGGCAAAAAGUUCUCUCAGAGGGGACAUUUAAAUAGGCACACAAGAACCCACACUGGCGAGAAACCUUUUUCAUGCUCAGUUUGUGGGCAAAUAUUCUCUCAAAGGGGAAGUUUAAAUACGCACACAAGAAUCCACACUGGCGAGAAACCUUUUUCAUGCUCGGUUUGUGGCCAAAAGUUCUCUCGGAAAGGAAAUUUAAACACGCACACAUUAACCCACACUGGCGAGAAACCUUUUUCAUGCUCAGUUUGUGGCCAAAAAUUCUCUGAGAGGGGAAGUUUAAAAAAGCACACAAGAAUCCACACUGGCGAGAAACCUUUUUCAUGCUCAGUUUGUGGCCAAAAGUUCUCUCGGAGGGAACAAUUAAAUUUACACACAUUAACCCACAGUGGCGAGAAACCUUUUUCAUGCUCAGUUUGUGGCCAAAUGUUCUCUCAGAGGGGAAAUUUAAAAAAGCACACAAGAAUCCACACUGGCGAGAAACCUUUUUCAUGCUCAGUUUGUGGCCAAAAGUUCUCUCAGAGGGAACAUUUAAAUUCACACACAUUAACCCACACUGGCGAGAAACCUUUUUCAUGCUCAGUUUGUGGCCAGAAAUUCUCUGAGAGGGGAAGUUUAAAAAAGCACACAAGAAUCCACACUGGCGAGAAACCUUUUUCAUGCUCAGUUUGUGGCCAGAAAUUCUCUCAGAGGGGAUAUUUAAACACGCACAUAUUAACCCACACUGGCGAGAAACCUUUUUCAUGCUCAGUUUGUGGCCAAAAGUUCUCCUCUAGGCAAAAUUUAAAUAUACACACAAGAAUCCACACUGGCGAGAAACCUUUUUCAUGCUCAGUUUGUGGCCAAAAAUUCUCUCGGAGGGGACAUUUAAAUUCACACACAUUAACCCACACUGGCGAGAAACCUUUUUCAUGCUCAGUUUGUGGCCAAAAGUUCUCUCAGAGGGGACAUUUAAAUACGCACACAAGAAUCCACACUGGCGAGAAACCUUUUUCAUGCUCAGUUUGUGGCCAAAAGUUCUCUCGGAGGGACCAUUUCAAGACGCACACAUUGACCCACACUGGCGAGAAACCUUUUUCAUGCUCAGUUUGUGGCCGAACAUUCAGUCAUAAGCAUCACUUAAAAAAGCAUGCAAGAAUCCACACUGGCGACGAACCUUUUUAAUGCUCAGUUCGGCCAAACAGUCUCUCAGGGUAAGCUUAAUCAGGCACACAGGAGCCCACACUGGAGAGAAACUUGUUGCUUGCUCAGUCAGUUGCCAAAAAGUUGAUUGAGAAUUUUGGGAGAUGAGCAACAAUCCAUGAAGUUCUCACCUUCUAUUUGAGCAGACUUUAUGAGUUUAUGCAUCAAUGAUAGUUCUAUUCUAGUAUGCACCUUUUGAUUGAGAUGCUGAAGUUUAUUUUGUUUUUAGUUGUGUGUUCAUAUUUAGGGCAAGUUGCUUGGUUCUUAUUAGUGUUGGUUCAGGAUUUUGUUUUGUUCAGCUUUUCAUGUUCAUGCCUGCAAAGCGGACUUUAAACCGAUGAUGUGGAUAAGAAAAAUGAAAUAGUGUUGGAUAUCUCCCAUUUUUCUUCAACAAUAAUAAUAAUAAUAAUAAUAACUGGGAUUUAUAUAGCGCUUUUCUAGAUACCCAAAGUCGCUUUACAUGUGUGUGUGUGGGGGGGGGGGGAGGAGGGAGGAUAAAGAACAACUUUAUUGGGAAAGAAAACUAAGAAAAGAAAGAAAAAAAAAAAGAAAAUAAGAAGAACAAAGAAACACCAAGGGCAGGGUCAGUUAGGAAAGGCUAAUGUGAAGAGGUGGGUUUUUAGGGUGGUUUUGAAGGUAGGGAGGGAGGGGGCAUCUCUGAUGUGCCUGGGGAGAGCGUUCCAGAGAGAGGGGGCAGCCACGGAGAAGGCCCUGUCGCCCCAGGUUCGGCGCCUGGUCUUGGGGACCUCAAGGAGGCCGGCAUCACUCGACCUGAGGGAACGGGAUGGGACGUGUGGCUGGAGGAGGUCAGAGAGGUAGGGUGGAGCCAGGUUAUGGAGUGCCUUGUAGGUAGUGAGGAGUAUUUUAAAGGUGAUUCUAUGUUUGACAGGCAGCCAGUGGAGGUCAUGAAGGACAGGUGUGAUGUGCUCUCUGGAGCGGGUUCCGGUGAGCAGGCGGGCAGCGGAGUUCUGGACAUAUUGCAGUUUGUUGAGGGUUUAGGAGGUGAUGCCGUAGAGGAUGCUGUUGCAGUAGUCUAGUCGGGAUGAGAUGAAGGCGUGGAUGAGGGUUUCGGCAGCAGAGGAUGUGAGGGAGGGCCGGAUACGGGCAAUGUUUCUGAGGUGGAAGAAUGCAGUUUUGGUGAUGUGGUUUACGUGGGGGAGGAAUGAGAGGGUAGGGUCGAAAAUGACACCUAGAUUGCGGAUGUGGGUGGAGGUAGUGACAAGGGAGCCGUCGAUGUUUAGUGAAAAGUCCUGAGUGGAGCGAGUGAGGGAGUCGGGGCCAAUGACGAUUAUUUCAGAUUUUUUGCAGUUGAGUUUUAGAAAGUUAUUUUGCAUCCAGGUUUUUAUGUCUGUGAGGCAGGUGGUGAGGGUGGAGUGGGUGGCUGCGGUGAUGGUCGUGGUGGAAAGGUAUAGUUGUGUGUCGUCAGCAUAGCAGUGAAAUUGAAGGCCGUGGUGGCGGAGGAUCUGACCGAGGGGUAGGAGGUAGAUGGUGAAGAGUAAGGGGCCAAGUGCUGAGCCCUGGGGGACACCGUGGGUGACUGGGGCAGUGGAGGAGGUGCAGUUGUUGAUUGAAAUGAAUUGCUGACGGUCAGAGAGGUAGGAUUUCAUCCAGGAGAGGGCAGUGCCGGAUAAGCCAAGGGAGGAGUGGAGGCGUGAUAGGAGGAUGGAGUGGUUGAUGGUGUCGAAGGCAGCACUGAGGUCGAGGAGGAUGGAGAGGGAACCAGAGUCGGCGGAGAGGAGGAUGUCGUUGGUGACCUUGAGGAGGGCAGUUUCUGUGCUGUGGAGUGAGCGGAAGCCGGGUUGGAACGUUUCGUAUAGGUUGUUGUGGUGAAGGUGGGAUUUAAUUUGGGAGGCAACUGCACGUUCGAGAAUUUUAGAGAGGAAGGGGAGGUUGGAGAUGGGCCUGUAGUUGUUGGGGGAGUUGGGGUCGAGACCGGGUUUCUUACAGUCUUUUUUGUUACUUUACCUUACUAAUAACUUGUUAAAAUGUACUCGAUGUAUUAAGACAUUUCAUUAAAGAGUUGUUUACUUCACAGUAUUGAUGUCUCACCCUAAUUGUAUUUGUAUGAAAUUAUUUUUAAAUGAUAGGAUCACUCUUACUAUUGAUUGUUUGAAUUGUUGCCUUCUUGUUUUUAUAUUGUGUCGCGUACUUGUAUGUCUAUCGUGUUAUGUGUCUCGUCACCGUGGGAUAGAGAAAAACGUCAUUUCGGUCUCUUUGUGUGUUGUGACAUGUGGAGAGAUUGACAAUAAAGAUGACUUUGACUAA